Molecule: messenger RNA, 4653 nt
Organism: Magallana angulata
Lineage: Eukaryota; Metazoa; Mollusca; Bivalvia; Ostreida; Ostreidae
Product: serine-rich adhesin for platelets-like
Exons: 14
Coding region: 774-4091 (1105 amino acids)
Molecular function (GO): protein binding; serine-type endopeptidase activity
Source: RefSeq, a predicted model, not a curated record
UUAUGUACCUUUAAAUUGAUUUGUAUAAUUAUUAUUUAAGGAGACAAGAAAUGGGAAUUUAAUCAUAUCCACAUACAUUCUGUUUUACUCAUUUAUAUUUUGCUUUUCUUUUCUACAGCAAAUAAGUCAUGAUAAUAGUGAAACAAACAUAACAUCCCUAACCAAAAAAAACAAACAAACAAAGAAACAAUCCAACAAACAAACGAAAAAAGGACAAAACCCAAAACCCUAAAAACAAAAUCCCAAAACACAUUAACAUAAUUAAGAACCAAAAUCGAUCUAGUGGAUUAAAUCAAAGGGACGAAGUGGCAAUUUUUAUUCAUUUGGUUUUGAUAGUACCUACCAGAAUACUUAUUUGUAUUUUCUUUUAUGUUGGAGUCAAGAGUGUGGGAAUAAAAGUAUGGUAGAAACCACACGCCUCUGUAUAUGAAGUGUUCAUUUCUAUAAAUGGACAUACAGCUGAUACCUGUGGGCAAAUCUGGUCACUGUGGGUGUCCGUCAGCUGGACGUUUGUUUACUGAUGAUAACAAGUCUUUGAAUGGUUGCUUCUCCCCGUCAAGAUGGACGAAUGCAACCUGAUUCUAUCAUACACUUAUCACUUCCGGAUAACGCGCACCUGCUGAAGGUUUUCGUUUGAUACAAUAUUAAUGUGAAUGGUGUGUGAGUAAGGAAAGACUAAAUGAAAAUAACAACAUGGGAAUGCUUCACCGCUCGGUGCUUUCAAAAUGAAUUUUCGGAAAUAUAACAAUCGAGAAUGACAAUUAAAAUCGAAAAUGAAAUGGAUCACUUUGAUAUGUGUUAUCAAUUGCCUUCAAUAUUUAGCCGGCUCCCCUCCAUCAGCCCCUGGUGGUGUCCGCGUGGUGUACAGGGAAGCCUCCUUCAUUGUGACAUGGGACGUACCCCGCCGGACGUACGGGACGGUCACUAAUUACGUGGUUCCGGUCACCAUCCUCCCCGAGGCUAACCAAACAGUGUACAGGUCACAGAUACCCAUGCUCGUCCUUGAUGCAGGAUCCGAAAUAGGGAAGAUGUUCUAUCUCACUGUUUCCGCUGAAAAUAAAGACGGCCUCAGCAAGCCGUCACGGCCAUUCUACAUCCGGUCACCGUGUGGGGAGGCACUCACCAUGACACCUGGAUCGACGAUAACGUUGACCUCGCCCGGCUACCCGGACCCAGUCGACAGAGGGGUCAUCUGUCAGUGGGGUCUCAACACAACCGACACCUAUCUCAUUCAGUACCGCUUUGUCCUCAUUGACUUCAAUGGGGACUCCAAGACAGGGGGACAGUCGUGUGACGACGCCUUCCUUUCUCUGUCAGACGAUCAGAGACCGACCGUCAAAAUCUGCGGGAACAGAUCAGAGCACGAUAUCCAACGGGGUCCGGUCAAUAAGUUUUCAUUCUCCAGUGGAAUCCGAAGCAGAAUUAGAAAAUUCAAAGUAAUGAUUUCAGCAAAAGUGAAACCUCCUGGCCCACCAACGGAUAUCAAAAUGACGUCAACUAGAACUAGUAUAUCAAUGACGUGGUCCCCUCCGAUUGGACGUUACGAACCUUUGACCUCCUAUACUCUACGUUAUAGAUUGUCAAACUACAAAAGGGAAAUUGUGCUCUCUCCUCGCACUCCUUGGUUCAGCAUUAAUACUCUAAAUUUCAAAGGACAGCUUCUGGUUUUUAAUAUUUACGGAAAUAUCAGUGAUACAAAGGGGCAAGAGAGCAAAGAACAAUACUUCAGAGCUCCAUGUGGUGAACAUUUACGUUUACCUGGGUCGAGAGAGCUACAGAUAAGUUCUCCUGGAUACCCACGUCCCUACACCCCCGGGAUAAGCUGUACUUGGGUAGUGGACAACCCCCAACAGGACAACCUGACAGUUACAGUGGUACACAUGGAUAUAGAAAGCAGUUUGUCCUGUAGUAGUGACUAUUUAUCUAUAUCCAUCGGAGGGAGUUCCAGAAGAUGUGGAAAAAUACUGAGACCCAUAAGUUUAACAACUGUAGAAAAAUCUGUGAAAAUUUCGUUUCUCUCGGAUUAUAAAAAUCAGGGAAAUGGAUUUUUGAUUGAAGUAAAAACGGCAGGUGAAGAGAGAACUUCAUCGCCACAGACUCAUCUAACGCAGUGGACGGGCGUCACCUCAGCGGCUCCCCUUGGCGGUACAGACACAAAGAGUGUAUCUUCUGGAAUUGACCGACUCACGAUUAAAACGACAGCCAAUGAGCGACUGACGACUGAAACCAAUGAGCGACCGACGACUGACAAUGUUCAAUCGUUUAUACAUGCUUCUACGACUGAAUCUCGUCCAUCAGUGGCCACUACAAUACAAUCUACUCAGAUUACCGGUGAACCCUUACAUUCAUUAGAUGCUUCCGAGAUGACGACCACAUUUACUCAGCAGUCACAAAAUCAUACCCCAUUAAAAGGCAGCAGCUCAAAUAUUUAUUCACAAUCUUUGCCCUCUCAAGCUCACGUUUCAGUUUUGUCAUCAACCUCAACAACAUUAGAACCAUUUUGGAAAUCAUCAGCAUCAUACAUUCCUAAAGCAACUGUAGCAAAAUCACUGCCUUUAUCAUCAUCACUAUCGUCCUUGUCAACAACAUCAACAUCAUCAUCAUCAUCAUCAUCAAUGUCACUGUCAAAAUCAACCAUUUCAGGGCAAUUAUCACACACAUCAAGAACCCCGUCCAACACACAUACACAACUUUCAACAGCGUUAUCUGCUACUUUAAAUUCUUCUAUUGUUUUGUCAUCAAUAUCUUCAUUAACAUCCUCCUCAUUGUCAUCAACAUCAUCCUCACUGUCAUCUAUUUAUUCUUUUGAACAAACUCAACCAGUGCCAACAACAGAGGCGCCCUGGUCACUGUCUUAUCCUGAGAUUAUUGGAAGUAGUAUAGAACACGCUGUGCAUAAUGUUUCUAUUCAUCUUGAGUUUAUUAAAAGAAGGCGAUAUCGCAAGAAAUCGAUAUCAAAUAAUAUCAACAUUAUAUCAACACUACACGACAAGUUGUAUACUGUCUUCAAACAUCCCUCGGGUAUACUUCAGGAUUUAGCACUACGAAUCAUAGAAGCGGACCCGCUGUUUGUGUCACUCGUUCUGAUAUACAGUGUACCGAAGCUGUUGAUACAAAUGAAAACCGACGACGAUUUUCGACUCAUCAAAUUUAUCAACGACACCGCCAUCAAUGAACUGUCGAAAGACACUCUAACUUUUGGUGAAUGGACACUGAAUUGCAAUAAAUUAUCCCAAUUUCGAACUAUGAAAGCGUUUUAUGCUCAAGAAAUUACCUCCCCUUGUACGCUAGUUGUCGGAGUUUGCGGCAAAAAUUCUUCUUGUGCCACAGAUACAACCACGAAAUUUGGCAUUACGUGUGUCAAAUCAAACUCCACCGACACAGCCUCAGUGCAGUCAACGGUCAAAUCAAACUCCACCGACACAGCCUCAGUGCAGUCAACAGUCAAAUCAAACUCCACCGACACAGCCUCAGUGCAGUCAACGGUCAAAUCAAACUCCACCGACACAGCCUCAGUGCAGUCAACAGUCAAAUCAAACUCCACCGACACAGCCUCAGUGCAGUCAACGGUCAAAUCAAACUCCACCGACACAGCCUCAGUGCAGUCAACAGUCAAAUCAAACUCCACCGACACAGCCUCAGUGCAGUCAACGGUCAAAUCAAACUCCACCGACACAGCCUCAGUGCAGUCAACAGGCAGGACAGACGGCCUGACUCCGGUGAUAGUUGGAGGCUCUGCUUCAGCUGUUGUUCUCCUCCUGAUGAUCGUCGUCCUUGUCAUCUGCCGUGGGUGUCCAAGACGAUCUCUCCCUGUGACUCAACAUCGGCCGUUCAAUGACAUUCUGCUACAGAGUCGGUACAUCGGUGACAAGAACGUACAGUUCACGGCUUUCUCGUCCAGAGAUGUGAAAACCAACAGGAAGCGGAAGAAGGCCAUAAGCGUGUCACUUCCGACGAAAUCAAUCAAGUCCCCGUAUUUGAAUGGAUUAAUAGUAGAAAAAUUGCAGCAGUUGGAUUUCAUUGAAGACAAGAAAACAUUAAAACAGAGACUCCGGAUCAAGUAUCGGUCACGACGUAGUAACUCUCUGUAAACGUAGAGACAUGGCGACAUUUCAACAGUGUGUCGGCAACUGGACGGAACAACCAACAUAAGCAUAGAGACGGGGCAAAAUCCUGCUAGCGUGGACACAGUACAUGUAGCAACAAGGUAUCAUCUCGUGGAAACAACAGCCAGCAAGCAUUGACAGAAACUGUUGAAUACAUUUCUCUGAAAUGAAUAUCUUACCGGGAUUAAGAGCCUCUGAUCAUCUUGCCGGGGCAACAACCCAUAAACAUAUCAUUUAUUAAGUUAAAACAUUCCAGAGCAACAUGCAACCUCUGGAAUCUCGCCUGCAUUACAGCUUGUGAACACACCGGAGCAACCGCGUUUAAAUUACGAUACAGACAAAUUGCACGUGAACAUCUUACAAAAGCAACAGUCCGUCACUUUGAACAGUGAGAAAAACUAACAGUUUGUUAACAUUAAGGCAGAACUACGUUAUCUCUACCUCUUUUGAGUCAAUAUGGUAUUUUUACAACAUUGGUUAUUAAUUAAAUACAAAAAAUAAAAGACAUUUGGAAAAUAUUGCUAAAAAUGUGUCGUUAUUAUGUUAU